CGUAGAACUGAAAUGACUAUGCCAAAAAUUUUAGUAAAGUUUGUAAGCUGAAAGCAUAAAUGAAUUGGAAAAAUUCUCUAGACUUUUAUAAAAGAAGAAACAAAUUUAAUGUCAAUCAUGUUUCUAACAUUGAACUGGACUUCGUCAAAAACGGCUUGGCGAGUGUGAAAUUUGCGUAUUUGUUUGGAUUACAUUUUCGCUUACAUACAAAUAGACGGAGCGGAACUCAGAUAAGAGUUAACGGACAUAAAGAUAAAAAUCGUUCUUUCUUUUGCCUUUAAAAUGCACCAUUACUAUUUAAAACGUCUUUUAUCUCUAUGUUUAUUAACAGCCUAUCAGAGUAGGCGUGGUGUUUAAGGAGGCAUAAACUCUUAUAAGUACACUAUUAAUAGUUGCCAUUUACAUAGGAUAAAUAAUUUUGUUUUUGCGAGCAUUGCUCUUCGGAGUACAUUUGAAAGAUAUAAACAUGUUUUCUUUAUAAUUUUAAUAAUUUGUAAUUAUUUUGAAUAAUUUAUGAAACGGUAAGUGCAGGCAAUGUGGUGGUAGUGAGUAUUAUAAUCAAAAAAUUCAAAAUAUAAUAAAUGUCAUAUUAGAGCGGUUUCAUUUAUACUCCGAUAUUUUAAUACUAUUUUAUUGGCCCCUGUUUCGUGUUUCUUUUCGUUUGCCGAUUCAAAAAAAAAGAUCUGCGUAAAAUUAAAUUGGUUUUUUAGUAUUUAAACUACCACCAGCAUUACCUUUCGCGCAAUUCAUGUAUUUAAUUGGCAAUAUUUCUAUUAAGACUUUGGCACAUGAAUUCAAAUAACGAGUGGGAAAACCAAAUUGCAAGAUGCACCGAUCACGAGUACUCACUUCCGCCCAAACAUUACCCGCUUACGUCUGCAUUUGAUAAAUCUAUACCUGCAAACGUAAAGAGAAAUGUCAGAAGGAACUCACAAAUUUUUGGACUCGGAUGGACCAUGCCAUAAUUUGGCGGAGGAGCUAUUACGUGAAAUGCCAGAUAUGAAAGACGAGAUCGAGCAGGAAUUAAAGGAUGCAUUGUCAAAAAAUUAUGAUAGUAAAAUAAAAAACAUACAACAAAAAUACAUGGAGGGAAUGGCACUUAAAGAAAAAGUUGGGGACAAUUUGUCCAAGCCAGAUCUUGAAAUAACGGAAGAUUUUGAGGAAUCAAUGGAGUCGGGAGAGGUCGCAAAUAACUUACUAACCAAAAUAACCAUAAAAAGUUGUGAAAAUGAAAAGGCGAAAACGGAGAUAAUGAAAAUGGAUACAGAUUGUCAGGAGAAUAAUAACGGAGUACGCUCUAUCGAAAGUGUGAAUAGAGAUAAUGACGAAAACAUUGAUCAAAGAUCCCAAAAUGAAUCUGACAACAACACAAAUAUAGAAACCAAUAUCCAUAAACGUGAGAAUGAAUGUUCUGAAAGUGAUAGUACAAUCUUGCAAGACGGUCCAACUGCCAAACAAGCGAAAUUAGAGGUUCCUGGCGAAAGGAAGUCAAUUAUUGAAGUUCAUAUCUCUAAUAAGGGGAUGGACAAUGAAGAAGAUACUGCAGAGUUGGAACGCAUACGUAAACUGAAGGAGCAAACUAUUAUUGAAUUGCAUAGAUUAAAGAGUCAAGAGGAUAAACUACUCAGAAUCGAGAAUAUAAACAAGCAAUUACAAAAAAAUAUUGAGCAAAAGCAAGAAAAAAAUGGAGCGAAUGAGACGGAGGAUAAUAAUGGAAAUGAUGAUGUAACUCUAGAAGAAGAAGAAUUUGUAAGUAAAGACAUCGAUGUCGAGAAUAGUGAUAAUAAAAAACUGACAAUAGGAAACACCGAUGACAAUGAUACAUAUGAUAACAACGAAAUGAGGAAAAAUGCAGAUGUUGUAAAAGAGUCUGCAAAUGAAGAAAUUAAAGCUGCAACGUUAACAGAAAUAGCGACGACAUCCGCUAAAAUCUCGUCUACAGUACUCAAUGAUAAUAGUAAUCACUCUAACAUGGGCGAACAUGAAAAUCAUACCCCACCAGAAGAACUCACAACCGAAGAAGCUGUUCGCGAUCGAGAGUUACGCGCAUCGGGUGCGAUAUUUCUUCAGCAUUUACCUUGCUUUAAACUUCAACACAACUCGGAAAAUGCCGCUAGAGCAAUCUCCAAUGACAAUGUUGUAGCUGACCAUGCCAUACCGAGGUGCCGGGAAUGUCGACGGCGCAAUUCUCAGGGUGGUUCAGACGUUUAUUGCCGAUUUUAUGAAUUUCGUCGAUUGCAGUACAACAAAAUGGGUGAAUUAGUUGUUUCUGGCUUCCCCAAUCCAUAUACUGAUCCGACUGUCGACGAUUUGCGCAUAUGGCAACCAGAUGAGCAUAGUGUGCCUACCGCAGGAUGGAUGGACAUCCAAGUAGCUCGCUAUAUACUGUUACACGCUGGUGACCAAUUUUGCUAUCUGUGGCAACAGGAGGCUGAGGCCUUGCGUUUACACGAAAACCCGAAUAGUAUAAUCGCCUGGAAGAAGGUGGUACAAGGUCUACGUGAGAUAUGCGAUGUAUGCGAUACAACACUUUUUAAUUUUCAUUGGACUUGCGACAAGUGUGGCUUUGGUGUGUGCCUUGAUUGUUUCAAAGACCGUAAAGAGCAGCGCAGUUGUCGAAAGAGGCGCACUGGUGAUAAAACGCAACGUGGACACGAUGAAUUCCAUUGGAUGCUAUGUACAGCAACCACGCCUACUCAUCAAAAACAUGAACUACGUGAUCUCAUGCUUACACAGAUCAUAGCUAGUGAUGCGUUAAACGUUUUGGGCCGUCUCUUACAUGAUAUUCGUGCCAUGUGGCAAGUGCCCCAAAUGUGCGGCUGCUUGUUAAGCAAACAGAACCUUUCGCCAGAUACUGAACUAGGUAUUUUAAUACAGGACAUGAUCAAGGAAUCUCAAUUAAAGCAGCAGACGAGCGCUUCAUCGCUAGCUACUGAAGAGACAUUACGUAAGCAGGCGCGAAUGGAAGAAUUGCAUGCUAAAAAGUUGGAGUUUGCACGAGCAAGAGGUAUUGAUUAUGUGCCAGGUCGUGUAUGGACCAAGCAAACUUUGGGAAAGGACCCCAUUACAACCGCUUUUGAUAAUUUUAAACAUAUAAACUUUUUACGGAAAGGUUUGGCAGGCUUGCGUCGAUUUUUGCCGCCACGCGCAAUGACUUUAACCCAUUCGACAAUGCUAGCACCUGGUGUACCACAUGAAUGGUUAUGUGACGGCAAGCUACUGCGAUUAACGAAUGCUAUGCAUCCCGAUAAUCGUAUACUUUUUCAGGAGGUAUGGAAAUGUGGUCAGCCCGUUAUGAUCUCGGAAGUAGCGCGAUCACUGAAUUUGGACUUAUGGCGUCCCGAAGCCUUCUGUAAGGAUUUCGGCGACAAACCAAACGAUUUGAUAAACUGUCUAAAUGGCAAUUUAGUGCCGAACCAACCCAUGCGUUAUUUUUGGGAGGGAUUUCAAUGUAUUAAGAAGCGAUUGCUAGAUGGCAAUGGUAAACCGAUGUUACUGAAACUGAAAGACUGGCCACCGGGCGAUGAUUUUGCUGAAAUAUUACCGACGCGUUUUGCGGAUCUCAUGACCGGCCUACCCAUGCCCGAAUACACAUUGCGUACCGGCAAUUUAAAUAUCGCUAGCUGCUUGCCGAAGAUGUUUGUACCACCCGACUUGGGACCGAAGAUGUACAAUGCCUACGGCUCUGCAUUGCAUCCUGACAAAGGCACCACUAAUUUGCAUUUGGACAUUUCUGACGCUGUAAAUAUAAUGGUAUAUGUAGGCGUGCCACAAGACGCGGAUAGUAAACCACAGUUGGUAGCUACACAAAAAGCAAUCGCUUUGGGUGGCUGCGAUUAUUUGACACGCGCUCGAUGCCAAAAACCUGACGUCCUCCCGGGCGCAUUGUGGCACAUUUUCCCUGCUCGAGACGCUGAUAAAAUCCGCGAUCUUCUCAAUCGCGUGACAAUAGAGAAGGGUUUUCGUCUAGAGCCCGACCACGACCCUAUACAUGAUCAGAAUUGGUAUUUGGACGAUAAAUUGCGUGCACGCCUAUUCAAGGAAUAUGGUGUAGAAGGCUAUCCUAUCGUACAGUGUCUGGGCGACGCAGUGUUCAUCCCGGCUGGUGCACCACAUCAAGUACAAAAUCUCCAUAAUUGCAUAAAAGUAGCAGAGGACUUUGUAUCACCAGAGAACAUAACACAUUGUUAUCAUUUAACCCAUGAAUUUCGUCAUUUAUCACAUUCACACACCAAUCACGAGGACAAAUUGCAGAUUAAAAACAUAAUUUAUCAUGCCAUCAAAGAUUGCUGUCAUAUAUUAGUACGCGCUUUGGAUCAACGACUUGACGAAGAGUUAGCUAAGGUGGAGGAGCAGCAUGCAAAGGCUGAAAUGAGCCUCCGUGAAGGAACAGAACUCGAAGCCAAACGAAGCAACAAAUAAGAUUAAUCUUCUUUUUAUUAAUAACUACUAUAAAAUUCACAGUUAUAUUAUAUUGAUAUACAU
Bactrocera latifrons is the source of this 4485-nucleotide messenger RNA. It is a transcript of the gene Kdm3, whose product is annotated as lysine-specific demethylase 3A. The transcript is spliced from 2 exons. Gene Ontology annotation, biological process: regulation of transcription by RNA polymerase II. NCBI's taxonomy places the organism in Eukaryota, Metazoa, Arthropoda, Insecta, Diptera, Tephritidae. Gene Ontology annotation, cellular component: chromatin; histone deacetylase complex. The coding region runs from base 916 to 4422 and encodes 1168 amino acids. The record is from RefSeq and is a predicted model, not a curated record. Gene Ontology annotation, molecular function: transcription coregulator activity; histone H3K9 demethylase activity; chromatin DNA binding.